UUCAACACAGUGCAGUUCGGUGCCCGAACCACGAUUUGGGAAAAGAAUUGGAAAUGAGUUUGCUGUUGGUUCAUUGGUUCUUUUUGAAUGUAAUCCAGGCUACAUACUAUAUGGGUCAAUGGCAAUUAGAUGCGACACAGUGCCCAAUGCAUUGGCACAGUGGAACGAUACCCUUCCUACGUGUGUUGUGCCCUGUGGAGGUAUUUUAACUAAACGUAAAGGAACGAUUUUGUCUCCGGGAUACCCUGAGCCUUAUGACAACAAUCUGAACUGUGUGUGGAAGAUCACAGUGCCAGAGGGAGCUGGGAUUCAGGUACAAGUGAUAAGUUUUGCAACAGAGCAUAACUGGGACUCUUUAGAUUUUUAUGAUGGUGCUGAUAACAAUGCUCCAAGACUUGGAAGCUACUCAGGAACCACAAUACCUCCACUUCUUAAUAGUACGUCCAACAAUUUGUACUUAAAUUUUCAAUCAGAUAUUAGUGUGUCGGCUGCUGGCUUUCAUUUAGAAUACACAGGUUUGGACUCCUGCCCUGAACCUCAGAUCCCAAAUAGUGGAAUUAAGAUUGGAGACAGGUACAUGGUGGGAGAUGUCGUUUCCUUCCAGUGUGACCAAGGAUAUUCUCUCCAGGGACAUUCACAUAUCACCUGCAUGCCUGGACCAGUGAGAAGAUGGAAUUAUCCUAUUCCAAUUUGCUUAGCACAAUGUGGUGGUUCUAUGUCAGACUUCAGUGGUGUGAUCCUUAGCCCAGGAUUUCCCGGGAAUUAUCCUAGUAGUUUGGAUUGUACAUGGACCAUCAAGCUGCCUGUUGGGUUUGGAGUGCAUUUGCAAUUUGUGAACUUUUCAACGGAGACAAUCCAUGAUUACCUGGAAGUUAGAAGUGGAUCACCUGAUGUUAGCACUGCCAUUGGUAGACUCAGCGGUCCUCAGCUACCUUCUUCCCUUUUCAGUACAACACAUGAAACUAGCUUAUAUUUUCACAGUGAUUAUUCUCAGAACAAACAAGGAUUUCAUAUUGUGUAUCAAGCGUAUCAGUUACAAAGUUGUCCUGAUCCACGUCCCUUCCGAAAUGGAUUUGUUAUUGGAACUGACUUUACUGUAGGACAGACUGUUUCAUUUGAGUGUUUUCUUGGAUACACUUUAAUUGGAAAUUCAGCCCUUACUUGCCUUCAUGGAAUCAGUCGUAACUGGAACCAUCCUCUUCCAAGGUGUGAAGCUCUUUGUGGGGGAAACAUAACUGCUAUGAAUGGUACAAUAUAUUCACCUGGCUACCCUGAUGAAUAUCCAAAUUUUCAAGACUGCUUUUGGCUAGUAAGAGUACCACCAGGAAAUGGCAUUUAUAUCAAUUUUACUGUUCUUCAGACAGAACCAAUAUAUGAUUUUAUAACAGUCUGGGAUGGACCUGAGCAAAAUUCACCUCAAAUUGGUCAAUUUAGUGGCAACACUGCAUUGGAAUCUGUUUACAGCACCUCAAAUCAGGUUUUAAUAAAGUUCCACAGUGAUUUUACAACAAGCGGCUUCUUCGUCCUUAGUUACCAUGCAUACCAACUUCGAGUGUGUCAGCCUCCACCUAGUAUACCAAAUGCUGAUGUUUUGACUGAAGAUGAUGAAUUUGAAAUAGGGGACAUAAUAAGGUACCAGUGUAUACCAGGUUUUACAUUAGUUGGUAAUGAGAUUCUGACAUGUCGACUAGGAGAGAGAUUGCAGAUGGAUGGCACACCACCUUCUUGCCAAGUAUUAUGUCCUGCAAAUGAAUUGCGCCUUGAUUCAACUGGAGUGAUCCUGAGCCCAGGCUACCCAGAUAGCUAUCCAAACCUUCAAAUGUGUGCUUGGAUCAUUACAGUGGAAAAGGGUUACAAUAUCAGCCUUUACUUUGAAUUCUUCCAGACCGAAAAAGAAUUUGAUAUACUUGAGGUGUUUGAUGGACCAAAUAGUCACAGCCCGUUGCUAAUCUCCUUAAGUGGAGAUUAUACCUCCUCUCUCAAUAUAACAAGUAUGGGCCAUGAAGUAUUUCUCCGAUGGUCAGCAGAUCAUGGUACCAACAAAAAAGGUUUUAAGAUAAGAUACAUAGCUCUUUACUGCAGUACUCCAGAGUCGCCUCCUCACGGUUUCAUUGUAAGCCAGACAGGAGGGCAGCUGAACAGUGUGGUUCGCUGGGCUUGUGACCGAGGAUUCCGUCUCAUUGGAAAAAGCACCGCUGUGUGUAGAAAAUCUCCCCUUGGAUACUAUGCAUGGGAUGUACCUGUACCAGCCUGUCAAGCUAUCUCCUGUGGAAUUCCAAAAGCUCCAUUAAACGGUGGGAUAUUAACUACGGAUUACUUAGUAGGCACAUACGUUACUUACUUUUGCAAUGAUGGGUACCGCCUUUCAUCCAAGGAACUGACCACUGCAUCCUGCCAGCCAGAUGGCACAUGGAGUAACCAUAAUAAAACACCUCGCUGUGUAGUUGUUACAUGUCCAAGCAUUAAUUCAUUUACCCUGGAACAUGGAAGGUGGCGGAUAGUGAAUGGAUCUCACUAUGAGUACAAAACAAAAGUAGUUUUUAGCUGUGAUCCUGGCUACCAUGGAUUGGGACCAGAAUCCAUUGAAUGUCUUGCUAAUGGAACUUGGAGCUGGAGAAACGAGAGGCCAUACUGCCAAAUUAUUUCCUGUGGAGAACUUCCUACAUCUCCAAAUGGGAAUAAAAUUGGAACUCAGAUUACAUAUGGCUCGACUGCUAUCUUUACUUGUGACCUAGGAUUCAUGCUGGUGGGCUCAGUGGUAAGAGAAUGUCUCUCUUCUGGACUAUGGAGUGGAACUGAAACAAGAUGCUUAGCGGGUCAUUGUGGAAUUCCAGAUCUUAUUGUUAAUGGCCAGGUGAUUGGUGAAAAUUAUGGAUAUAGAGAUACUGUUGUAUAUCAGUGCAAUCCUGGUUUUCGGCUCAUUGGUUCUUCUGUACGGAUAUGCCAGCAAGAUCACAACUGGUCUGGUCAGCUUCCAUCCUGUGUGCCUGUCAGUUGCGGUCAUCCAGGGAGCCCAAUUUAUGGACGAACAAGUGGAAAUGGUUUCAAUUUCAAUGAUGUUGUGACAUUCUCUUGUAAUACUGGCUAUGUUAUGCAAGGACCAACAAAAGCCCAGUGUCAGGCAAACAGGCAAUGGAGUCAACCACCACCUAUAUGCAAAGUGGUCAAUUGUUCGGAUCCAGGAAUCUCUGGAAAUUCUAUAAGAGAAAGCAAAAUAGAACAUGGAAAUUUCACCUACGGUACAGUUGUUUUUUAUGACUGCAAUCCUGGAUAUUUUUUAUUUGGCUCUUCAAUUUUAAUCUGCCAGCCUAAUGGACACUGGGAUAAACCUCUACCAGAAUGCAUUAUGAUUGACUGCGGUCAUCCUGGCAUUCCUCCAAAUGCGAUCCUUUCUGGAGAGAAAUACACAUUUGGAUCUACUGUUCAUUAUUCUUGUGCAGGAAGGAGAUCAUUAAUAGGCCACGUAUCCAGGACAUGUCAAUUAAAUGGACACUGGAGUGGAACUAUGCCUCAUUGCUCAGGUGACACAGCAGGGACUUGUGGGGAUCCAGGAAUCCCAGGUCAUGGUGCUAGAGAACAAACUAAUUUUAGAACUAAAAGUGUUGUACAAUUCUCUUGUGAGCUUGGUUACAUCCUUCAUGGAUCAGAGGAAAGAACUUGUUUGGCAAAUGGAAGUUGGACAGGAAGGCAACCAGAAUGUAAAGCUGUUCAGUGUGGUAACCCUGGAACAACAGCUAAUGGGAAAGUGUUUCAAAUUGAUGGCACAACAUUCUCUAGUUCUGUGAUUUAUUCCUGCAUGGAAGGCUAUAUUCUGUCUGGACCUUCUGUACGACAAUGCACUGCCAAUGGGACAUGGUCUGGUUCCUUGCCAAAUUGUACAAUCAUCAUUUGUGGAGAUCCAGGAAUACCAGCCAAUGGAUUGAGAUACGGGGAUGAUUAUGUAGUUGAACAAAAUGUUACUUAUAUGUGUCAACCUGGGUACACAAUGGAAGCCAACAGUUCCAAAAUUCGUACUUGCACUACUAAUGGCACAUGGAGUGGAAUGCUGCCAACUUGUAAAGCUGUUACCUGUCCAACUCCACCCCAGAUUUCUAAUGGAAAACAGGAAGGAAUAAAUUUUGAUUGGGGAUUUAGCAUUAGUUAUGUCUGUUCACCUGGCUAUGAAUUAUCAUUUCCUGCUGUUUUGACUUGUGUUGGGAAUGGAACAUGGAGUGGUGAAGUCCCACAGUGCUUACCAAAGUUUUGCGGUGACCCAGGAGUACCUGCUCAAGGCAAACGGGAAGGCAAAAGCUUUAUUUAUCAGUCAGAAGUCUCUUUCAGUUGUAAUCCUCCAUUUGUGUUGGUUGGUUCCAGCACUCGCAUAUGUCAAGCAGAUGGUACAUGGAGCGGAUCAUCUCCACGUUGUAUAGAACCUACUCGGACAGCCUGUGAAAACCCUGGUGUUCCGCGUCAUGGAUCACAAAACAACACCUUUGGUUACCAGAUAGGCAAUAUUGUGCAAUUUCACUGUAGAAAAGGCUACUUGCUUCAAGGGUCUACAACUCGAACCUGCCUUUCUGAUCUUACAUGGAGUGGGAUUCAACCUGAAUGCGUUGCUCACAGCUGUAAGCAGCCCGAAUCUCCAGCUCACACAAACGUUGCAGGAAUGGAUCUUCCAUCCCUUGGUUAUACCUUGAUAUAUACAUGCCAACCAGGAUUCUUUCUAGCAGGAGGAUCAGAACACAGAGUCUGUAGAUCUGAUGGUACAUGGACAGGGAAGGUUCCUUUCUGUGAAGCUGGUUCCAAAAUAUUGGUGAAAGAUCCUAGACCUGCUUUGGGAACACCAAGCCCCAAAUUAAAUGUUCCUGAUGAUGUGUUUGCUCAGAAUUACAUAUGGAAAGGAUCCUACAAUUAUAAAGGCAAAAAGCAGCCAAUGACCUUGACAGUUACUCAUUUCAAUGCAUCAUCUGGAAGAGUGAAUGCAACCCUUACUAAUAGCAACAUGGAGUUGUUGCUUUCAGGGGUGUAUAAAAGUCAAGAAGCCCGUUUAAUGCUCCAUAUAUAUCUCAUUAAAGCACCAUACCAUACUUCUGUGAACAAACUGAAAGAAGACAAAUGGGCAAUGGAUGGCUUUGUUUCUGCAGAACCUGAUGGUGCAACUUAUGUUUUUCAAGGAUUUAUUCAGGGUAAAGAUUAUGGUCAGUUUGGACUUCAGAGAUUAGGACUUAAUAUGUCUAAAGGAUCAAAUUCAUUAAAUCAAUCACAUGGUACAAACAGCAGUUCUGUGGCCAUUGCUAUUCUCGUGCCUUUUUUUGCCCUUAUUUUAGCAGGCUUUGGAUUUUACCUUUAUAAACAAAGAACUGCACCGAAAACACAGUACACUGGUUGCUCUGUACAUGAAAAUAACAAUGGACAAGCUGCUUUUGAAAACCCCAUGUAUGACACCAAUGCAAAGUCUGUCGAAGGGAAGGCUGUGCGAUUUGAUCCCAACCUGAACACAGUUUGCACAAUGGUAUAACAUUGCGACGUCCUGACUGCAGUGGUUUGAAGAUUGAAAUGUGACAUAGUGGACCUCUAGUUCACUGGUUUUUAAAAGAAAAAAGAAAAGCACAUUUUUCAGGAUUUCCUGGAUCACCUUCUCCUGAGGAUGAGACAGAGACUAGAGUGGGUUUCUUUUUUUCAUAAAUAUAUAUUGACUUCAUGGUUACUGUGGAGUAUUUUACAGAACGUCUGCUGCACUCCAUGAGUGCUUAUUCACAGUUUAUUUGCUUUUUUAAAAAAGAAGAUUAUUCUAAAAAAAUAAUAAAAUAAUAACAUAUUUGCAUAUAUUGGAGGAGCAUCCACUCUCAGUACAUCUGUGCUUUAUAAACUGCUAGAGGGACUGGAUUUCAAAGAACAAAUUAUAUGUGAUAGGAAUUAAGAGUUAUAUUUACAGGAGACAGCAAGAGCCUAUGGCUUCUCUUUAAUAGUUACAGGCAAAAUCAUUCCAUCACAUCGGGUCUUUAAUAACAUUUUCCUCUCCUAUCUCCCUCUUCACUAACUAUGAAUUCCUAAGAUUAUGCCAUGAUCAUCAAUAUGCUUAUGCUUGCAAACAUGACCCAUUAUUUCUGAGCCACAAUGGGAAAAUUAAGUGUCUGGUCUCAGGUUCUUUUAAUUCAUGAGUUCCAUUCCCUGCUCUGUUCUUUUCAUGCAAGCAUCUUUUCUUUUUCUUAAUGUUACUUGUCCUAAUAGUGAUCAAUUUGUCAGCGAUAGAAUAAGAUUUGAGAAAUGCCACAACUGCAAUUAUCUUGAUUGCUGAGAUCUAUUGCAAAACUAUAUAUUUCACACUGCCCCUCCUUUUCCCAGUAGUUCAAUUUUCUCCAAGUGAAUAAAUGGCAGAUUAGAAGAGUAACAUCCCACAUCUGGACAAUGAAGGUGACUAAGUGGUACGUUUCCCAUCUCACUUUAUCAUCCAUUUCAUCAAUUUUAUUUCUAUACUGUAUUAAAUGCUGGAGACAGACGUGGUCAUCAUGAUACCAUCAAUUUGCAGCUGCAAAAAUGUAAGUUUCAGCCCACUGAUGUCUUUGAUGCAUUUCUCAAAAUUUCCAGAGCUUCCCAGUUCUAUGGCAGGGAACAGCAUGAUAUCCACUAUGGAAUAUGCCUGUAAUUUUUUUUUCUCCCACAAAAGUUAGUGUGAAGACCUACAGGUCUCCACCCAUCAGAUUGUACACAGAUUCCUGGAUUAGGGGUUAAUCUCUUACCAUUGCACUCUCUUCCUUUAUUGGGAAGUACAUAACUUCAGGAGUGCAUUUACCCUAAUUAAAAGAAAUUAAUUUCCUCUUUAAUUUCCUCACAUCUACAAUUCAGUUUUUGAUCAAAAAUCAUCACCAACUUCUAUCAUUUUGUAUGAUAAAGAAUCUGUUCUGAGUUUGCCUGAUUUUUGAAUGUAGUGUAUGAUUUACACACAAACGUGUACUUUUUUGUCAAUUUUAAAAUAUACAUUCUGUGUGAAAGAAGGUAAUUUUGGCAUUACAAUAUUAGUCUCAUUAUUAUAUUCUUUGCCAAGAAAUAAUGGGUUUCCGUAAGUGCACUGAAUGUUGGGUCAAAGCAAUGCCACAUAUUUCUAUAGGUACAAAGGGUGCUGCCAGCACAAAUAUUUUAAAUAAGGCCUGUAUAAUCUAGUUCACAACCCCAUUAAGCUAAAGUACAAUCAAUUACAAUUGAAUGGGUCUGUUUAAUUCCAAUCAGGAGGUUAUUUUCCUAUUGUUUUAAGGUUCAACAAAUCUUGCUUCAUAGUAAGUUUGUUUUCAAAUGUACUUUAGAAUUUUUGUUGUGGAGUUAAACCUUAAAUGACACUUGUUGUAUGGCAGUAUACAGUAUAAAUUACGGUACAGAAAUGAAAAUGCUCAUUUCUCCAAAUCAUACUUUCUUUUGUCACCUUUGAGAUUCUAUUGAUCUGUUUCACUCUCAUAUAAAAUAAUAUAAUUUUAGUUUAGAUUGGAGUUUUAUAAUUGAAUUAUCAAAAUACAGUUUGAGUAAUGUCCAUAUCAUUGUUCAUUGUCUUCCUUUGAUAGUAUGAAAUGAUUUUGAGUUCAUCAAUGCUGUCCAUUAGCUGGUGUGAAUUAUCUGGAAAUAUUCUUUUCUCAGAUACAAACAUCUCUAUGGGAAUAUUUUUUUUUAUUAAUGUAAUAAGAGAGUGCCUAUUGCCCCAAAGGAUCACAAGUUUCCCAUUUCCAUCCUCCAAUCUGUAUUAAACUGAGAACUGCUGCUUGGAUUUCUAUUGUGUUUGAUGAAUUUCUUAAAAACCAAUUUACAAUGUGUUUUGGGUUUUUUUUUUUUUUUUUUUGAAAAUUACAUCCAUCUUUCCAGAAACUGUCUUCUACUAAAAGAAUGCCAUUUUUAUGUUUUAUACCAUCAAUUUGUUAUUUAUUCUGGUUUAUUCAAAUGAUUGCAAUAAUGAUGAUUCAUUCAUUACUGUUAAGGUUAAUAUUUGAGAUUUUGUUUAAAAUCUUGUUUCUUCUGCAACUGGCUACUCCUCUUAUAUUAAUGCAUACACUUUUGUAAAGAAGUCUAUUUUUAUGAAAAAAAGGGAAUUUGUAAAAGUAUGAUGUAAAUUUUCAGUGCAAUGUAAACAAAUAAAAAUGGAUAAUUGCUUUUGUAA
Molecule: messenger RNA, 8119 nt
Organism: Crotalus tigris (Tiger rattlesnake)
Lineage: Eukaryota; Metazoa; Chordata; Lepidosauria; Squamata; Viperidae
Gene: CSMD3
Product: CUB and Sushi multiple domains 3
Exons: 37
Coding region: 119-5497 (1792 amino acids)
Biological process (GO): regulation of dendrite development
Source: RefSeq, a predicted model, not a curated record